AUGAGGUUCAUCUACAUCAUCAUCACCCUCUUCGCAAGCCUGGCACUUGCAGCCCCGGCCCCUGUCGACGCUGCGGCAUUGCAAGUCGAAGCCGAACCAGACGUCCAGGCCGCCGAAUACGAUCCAAACGCCGACUGCAGUGCGCGUAAUAUCCAUUGCGGUAAAUGCAACGGUACAAGUUGCAAGAUCGGUCUUACAAACUAUCCCUGCGACGAGGGCUCGUGCGUCGCGCAGAAUGGAGGCGGAGAUGGCAAGGGCUGCUACGAUAACGCCUACGAUACCCCCAGCCCCAGGCACAUUCUUUGCCCCGGACGGCGCUAG
This is a messenger RNA of Aspergillus aculeatus ATCC 16872, 321 nucleotides long. RefSeq lists its product as uncharacterized. Bases 1 to 321 code for a protein of 106 amino acids. NCBI's taxonomy places the organism in Eukaryota, Fungi, Ascomycota, Eurotiomycetes, Eurotiales, Aspergillaceae. The record is from RefSeq and is a predicted model, not a curated record. The transcript is spliced from 4 exons.